GAUAAGAAUUGCAGUGUUUACUUUCACCUUGGUUUAUUAGCAUAAUCUGAACAUGGUUUUUAUAACAUUGAUCAUUCAUUCAAUGUAUGUUAAUGCAAUAGAGUGGCUUAAACAGAUGCCAAGUUCUUUGUCAUAGGUUAAAGGGUUCUGUGAAGGAUGAAUAUGCAACCGGCUGUCCAUUCCAGAUCAUCUGUGAAUGGAUUUGGCCGUCGUAGAGGCGAAAGAGAUGUGGGGACCAGGCUGGAGAACAGGUCACAGAGUGGGAAGUCAAAUUCCAAUAACAGAUUAACAUCUACUGGGAGCAAAACUGGUGGCCAUGAGAGUCCUUCGCAUGAUCGCUUAGUAUAUAUAACUACUUGUUUUGUUGGUCAGCAUGUGGAUGUCCAUGUGAAAAAUGGAUCCAUAUAUUCUGGAAUAUUUCAUGCAGCAAACGAAAAAGAUUUUGGAAUUAUAUUGAAGAUGGCUCGCUUGACAAAAUAUGGUAGCUCUCGAGGACAAAAGUCUCCCGUGGAGUCAGUUAGCAAGCCUCCCGCAAAGACAUUGAUUAUACCUUCUAAAGAACUUGUGCAAGUUAUAGCAAAGGAUGUUUCUGUUACAAGUGAGGGGUUUUUAGAUGAGGCUCAGUGUGAAAAACAACAAGAACUUAUGAUAGAUUCUGUCAUAUCGCAAUCUCGCCAUGUUGAGUUGGAGAGAGAACUUGAGCCAUGGGUCCCUGACGAAGAUGAUCCGCAAUGCCCUGAAUUAGAGAAUAUUUUUUAUGGCCAUUGGAAUAGGGGAUGGGACCAGUUUACAGCAAAUGAAGCAUUGUUUGGAGUUAAAAGCACAUUUGAUGAGGAACUUUACACCACAAAGCUUGAGAGAGGUCCUAAGACUCGAGAGUUGGAAAAGGAAGCUCAAAGAAUUGCAAGAGAAAUUGAGGGUGAGGACACUCGUGAUCCUCAUUUAGCAGAGGAAAGAGGCUUUCAACUCAGUGGCAAUUUAGAUAUUGAUGAGGAGACAAGAUUCUCUUCUGUCUAUCGUGGUAAGAUAGUUGAUGACAGUGGUUAUGAUGAGGAUGUAUUGGUGGAUUCACAUAAUAAUGACACCUUUGGAGAUUCCUCUACCUCUGGAAACAGAUUGUUUGAAUGUAACCAAGCUGUUCAAGUGUUCAUUUACUUUUUGCCAGUUACUUACAACUGA
Messenger RNA from Humulus lupulus (European hop), 1179 nucleotides. RefSeq names its product polyadenylate-binding protein-interacting protein 3-like. Gene Ontology annotation, cellular component: cytoplasmic stress granule. Lineage: Eukaryota; Viridiplantae; Streptophyta; Magnoliopsida; Rosales; Cannabaceae. Bases 157 to 1179 code for a protein of 340 amino acids. Gene Ontology annotation, molecular function: RNA binding. The record is from RefSeq and is a predicted model, not a curated record. The transcript is spliced from 6 exons. Gene Ontology annotation, biological process: cytoplasmic stress granule assembly.